This is a messenger RNA of Hippocampus zosterae (dwarf seahorse), 1604 nucleotides long. Its product is annotated as galectin-related protein B-like. Gene Ontology annotation, molecular function: carbohydrate binding. NCBI's taxonomy places the organism in Eukaryota, Metazoa, Chordata, Actinopteri, Syngnathiformes, Syngnathidae. The coding region runs from base 728 to 1282 and encodes 184 amino acids. The record is from RefSeq and is a predicted model, not a curated record. The transcript has 5 exons.
CUACGUCGUGAGGAACAUAUGCGAAAUACACAUAAAGCUGUGAAGGGAAAAUGUUUUAUUUUCAGGUGUCUGGAUGUAAAAAGACGACAGCUAUUUAACGUGCGCAAACGACCACUGGCGUGUAAAAUUGUCUACGGUCGAGUUCAACAGAUUGGACGUUGUAGCUUGUAAUGGCAUCGGAUGUCCACAUGGAGGCAGCAGCGCAUUGGCAUGCUCGGAGGAAAUAAAAGACGCGUCCGACAAAAAGGCCCGGGAUUCAAUCAAUUAGGAUGUGGGCAGAUAAAUACGAUUUUAAAGAAACUUGUGGUCACUAUUGGCUUGCCAAUUAAACACUGCAAGAUGGUCGUUGGGUUUGGUUUAAAAAUAAACCCGCACACGCCCAUGUCGUGUAAUUGGGUGAAGUGUGUGAUUAGCCCUCUCCAACAGACGGAGAUUAAGCUUGGGGAGUGUGUAAUUAUGAAUAAAGCAUACGUCAGCAGAUAAACAGCAGCCACCCGAGGUGGGGAUGCCCUCCGGCUACCACUGCUUUUAGGCCGCCCAUACGCAGCCAGAAAGGCGGACGACGACGACGCACUUGUAGUCCUUCUGGCUGCAGAAGAAGUGCCACGACGCGGACACAGCGAUCCCAAGCCGGCCGGCAGGACAGCUCGUCACUCCCCUCCUCCUCCUCCUCCUCUUCACCCUCCCCCUCCUUCUCCUCCUCUUCCUCCGGGACAGACAGCAUCCUAUGCGGCUCAAGAUGGCGGUGCAGGCAGCAGAAAACGACACGAUUAUGGUUGACGACGAGCAGCUGAACGACUCGCUGGGGAGCGUCGGCCUCAUCUCACCUGACAAGGAGGAUCUUGCACGGCUGCUGACAGUGCCCUUCAGUGGACGUAUACGAGGUGGCAUGAGGCCCGGUAAAAAGAUCAUCGUGAUGGGCAUUGUCGACCUGGAGCCAGACAGCUUUGACGUGAGCCUGACCUGCGGCCGGGAGAAGGACAAGGGCAAGGAGGAGGCCGCGUACGACGUGGCCCUCAAACUCACCGCCCGCUUCUCGGAUCGCCAGUUCCUGCGCAACGCCCGCGUGGCCGGCAAGUGGACCGAGGAGGAGGCCUCCACCGCCUAUUUUCCUUUCAUCCCAGAUCAGCCUUUUCGGGUGGAGAUCCACUGCGAGCACCAGAGGUUCCGGAUAUUCGUGGACGGACACCAGCUCUUUGACUUUUACCACAAAGUAAAAUCUUUGGCCUCCAUUGACACGGUGCGGAUAGACGGCGAUCUACAGAUCACCAAGCUGGGCUAACCACACACGCAUACACACACGCACACACAUGCACGAAGCUCGGCAGGGUCAGUGUGUGUGCAUGAAGGACUUGAGCACGUACACAAACACACGCACACAUCUGUACCGCCAUUCACCUGCAACAAGGCGCCUCUGCUUCUUAUUCUUCUGUUAAUGUGCUGUUCCCCAUUCAGCAAGCUCUCGUUUUAUUUAUUUCUCAGGUGCAAGUUUUGUCAAGUCAGUGAACAUCUUUACUUGCUAUUUUCAUUCUUCUCUAAAUUUGAACGCAAAUGUUGAUUGAAGGGAAAAGAUGAGAAUUGAAAUAUAUUUUUUUUAAGUGUCA